GAAGCUAGGGUUUGUGGUUCCUGAUUUAUCUAGGGAGAAGCAGUGAAGUGAGGAUAAGACCAGUGGAAGUUCUGCCUUCGCAUUUCAAUGCUGUUAAGAUUUUUCUGGGGAUAAAAGGUCUGAAUUGGUGCUCCAAUGCCCAUAUCCUCACCCACGGUCAUUCUUGUACUGUGGCCUGUCACUCACAGCUUACUGUGAGUUCCUUAAGCACAGAGGCUGCAGAUUUUGGAUAGCCCAGAAGGCGUGGUGGUUGAAAAGACCUGGUAGAAGUGGGCAGAGGCUGCUGGAAGCCACAGCAGAGGAAUAGGCUUGAUGAAGAACGGUCAAGAUGCUACCCUACCAUGGAGCAGAAGGCAAGUCAGAGCAGCAGGAAAGAAGCUGAAGCCUCCCGCGCCAUGACUAGUACUGGCAGAUUUGGAGUGCCACUUUUCAUGGCUCUACUUGUGGCUCCCUUCGGUUCCAGUUCAAAUUCAGUGCUUCCAGGGUUCUCCCGAAUUCUCCUUUCAAUCCCGGAAGUUUGAGAAGCCCAAAGGCGAAAAGGUGGAAAAAGGACCCGGAAGUAGGAGCAACCUCCAAGCACGUGAUGGAAGACCCACGGGUACUGUCACGUGAUCCCCAACCUGCUAGUCUACCUUGCGAAGAGCUCUGCUGCUCUUAAAGUAGUGUACAGCAGACCGCGGAACCUGUGACUGACCACGGGGCGUUGAUCCCACCUGUCCCAGACUUUCAUCUGUUUUCUUGACGCUAACUCCUAACACACGCUGACUUUAGGUCCUUUGGGGGACCCGAACUCAAUGUCAUGGGAAGCUCUGAGAGCUCGUGGAGGCGCCUUGAGGAUUCUGAGAGGGAGGAGACCGACUCAGAGCCCCAAACCCCUCCGUUGGAUAAUCUAAGUGUCCUUUGGAAGAAUGCGGUGGGCUUCUGGAUCUUGGGGCUUUGCAACAACUUCUCAUAUGUGGUGAUGCUGAGCGCUGCCCAUGACAUCCUUAAGCAGGAGCAGGCAUCUGGAAACCAGAGCCAUGUGGAACCAGGCCCAACACCCAUGCCCCAUAACAGCUCAUCUCGAUUUGAUUGCAAUUCAAUCUCCACAGCUGCGGUGCUCCUAGCAGACAUCCUUCCCACCCUUGUCAUCAAACUCCUGGCUCCUCUUGGCCUUCAUUUGCUGCCUUACAGCCCCCGGGUGCUUGUCAGUGGAGUCUGUUCUGCUGGAAGCUUUGUUCUGGUUGCCUUUUCUCAAUCAGUGGGGUUAAGCCUGUGUGGAGUGGUUUUGGCCAGCAUCUCAUCAGGUCUAGGGGAGGUCACCUUCCUUUCACUGACUGCCUUCUACCCCAGUGCUGUGAUCUCAUGGUGGUCUUCAGGAACUGGGGGUGCAGGGCUUCUUGGAUCGCUGUCAUACCUGGGGCUCACCCAGGCUGGCCUCUCCCCGCAGCACACCCUACUUUCUAUGCUGGGGAUCCCUGUUCUGAUGCUAGCCAGCUAUUUCUUGCUGCUCACAUCUCCUGAACCCCUGGACCCUGGAGGGCAAGACGAGGCAGAGACUGCUGCCCGGCAGCCUCUCAUAGGCACCGAGACCCCAGAGUCUAGGCCAGGUACCAGCUGGGACCUCUCUCUCCAGGAAAGGUGGACAGUGUUCAAGGGCCUCUUGCGAUACAUCAUCCCUCUGGUGCUGGUCUACUUUGCAGAAUACUUUAUCAACCAGGGGCUUUUUGAGCUCCUGUUUUUCCGGAACACAUCCUUAAGUCAUGCUCAGCAGUACCGAUGGUACCAGAUGCUAUACCAGGCUGGUGUGUUCGCUUCCCGCUCUUCUCUCCAGUGUUGCCGAAUCCGGUUCACCUGGAUCCUAGCCCUGCUCCAGUGCCUCAACCUGGCCUUCCUGCUGGCAGAUGUAUGCUUGACCUUCCUGCCCAGCAUCUACCUCAUCUUCAUCGUCAUUCUGUAUGAAGGGCUUCUGGGCGGGGCCGCUUACGUGAAUACCUUCCACAACAUUGCCCUGGAGACCAGUGACAAGCACCGAGAGUUUGCCAUGGAAGCUGCCUGCAUUUCUGACACCUUGGGAAUCUCCCUGUCAGGGGUCCUGGCCUUGCCUCUGCAUGACUUCCUCUGCCACCUCCCCUGAUAUGAGUUGCUCAGCACACACUGGCCUAAAGGCACAGUGAGCUCUGCCACAGGCCUUCCCUGAGACUCAGGAGUGGGAAGAUCUACAGUCCUGCCCUACCUCAGCAGGGAGCCCCCAUUGUUUCCCACUCCCGAGCUGGCCUCAGAGAGUUUUUUUUCCCCCACCCCCUGCCCUUCUAAUAAAUGCUUAUUUUACCAGUUUA
Messenger RNA from Rattus norvegicus (Norway rat), 2318 nucleotides. Lineage: Eukaryota; Metazoa; Chordata; Mammalia; Rodentia; Muridae. The record is from RefSeq and is a predicted model, not a curated record.